Molecule: messenger RNA, 4363 nt
Organism: Podarcis muralis (Common wall lizard)
Lineage: Eukaryota; Metazoa; Chordata; Lepidosauria; Squamata; Lacertidae
Source: RefSeq, a predicted model, not a curated record
AUGAUGAGUUACUAUAUGGAUACGACUAUUGGAAGCCCAGCCCCCUAUCCUCUGGCCCGCCCUGCUGUGAUGAGGCAGGGGGAUGUCAACCCUUACGAAGACCCGUGGGCGACCUGUGGGUUCCAGUCCACCUGCUACCAGCAGAGGGCAUUCUACCCACUCUGGGAUGAAGCUGCCAUCCAGGAAGUGCCCACGGGGCUUGAAUAUCACAGCACAGAUAUGGAAUGUGCCGACGUGCCUUUGUUAACUCCAAGCAGCAAAGAAAUGAUGUCGCAGGCGCUGAAGGCCACCUUCAGCGGUUUCACGAAAGAGCAGCAGCGGCUGGGAAUCCCCAAAGACCCUCAGCAAUGGACGGAAACCCAUGUCCGGGACUGGGUGAUGUGGGCGGUGAAUGAGUUCAGCCUGAAGGGCGUGGACUUCCAGAAGUUUUGUAUGAAUGGAGCUGCCCUCUGUGCUCUGGGCAAGGACUGCUUCCUGGAGCUGGCACCGGAUUUUGUAGGAGACAUCCUCUGGGAACAUCUGGAGAUCCUGCAGAAAGAAGAGAUAAAGCCAUAUCCAGCAAACGGAGUGAACGCAGCCUACCCAGAAUCCCGCUAUACAUCAGACUACUUCAUUAGUUAUGGCAUUGAGCAUGCUCAGUGUGUUCCUCCCUCGGAAUUCUCUGAGCCCAGCUUCAUCACAGAGUCCUACCAGACCCUCCAUCCCAUCAGCUCCGAGGAGCUCCUGUCUCUCAAGUACGAGAACGAGUACCCCUCCUCCGUCAUCCUCCGGGACCCCGUGCAGAUGGAGUCCCUGCCUACCGACUACUUCACAAUCAAGCAGGAGGUCGUAACGCCGGAUAAUAUGUGCAUGGGGCGCACUAGCCGAGGGAAACUCGGGGGCCAGGAUUCCUUUGAGAGCAUCGAGAGCUACGACAGCUGCGACCGCCUGACCCAGUCGUGGAGCAGCCAGUCUUCCUUCCAGAGUCUCCAACGUGUCCCUUCCUAUGACAGCUUCGACUCUGAGGACUACCCAGCGGCCCUGCCCAGCCACAAGCCCAAAGGCACCUUCAAGGACUAUGUUCGAGACCGGGCGGACAUGAACAAGGACAAGCCCGUCAUUCCUGCGGCCGCCUUGGCUGGCUACACAGGUAGUGGACCGAUCCAACUGUGGCAGUUCCUGCUGGAGCUCCUCACAGACAAGUCCUGCCAGUCCUUCAUCAGCUGGACAGGCGACGGCUGGGAGUUCAAGCUAUCUGAUCCGGAUGAGGUUGCAAGGAGGUGGGGCAAGAGGAAAAACAAGCCCAAAAUGAACUAUGAGAAGUUGAGUCGCGGGCUGCGUUACUACUAUGACAAGAACAUCAUCCACAAGACGGCCGGGAAGCGCUAUGUCUACCGUUUUGUGUGUGACCUGCAAAGCUUGCUGGGAUACACGCCCGAAGAGCUACACGCCAUGUUGGAUGUGAAGCCAGAUGCCGAUGAGUGAAGGGGAUGAGCAGGCAAGAGCAGAAGUCCUUGUAGAUGGAUUCAGGGCAUCCAUCUAGGCGUUCAAUUGAACUUCUGUCGUUUGUAUUUUUUUUACUGUCAUGGUUUUCCUUUUAAAAGAGAGAGAGAGAGAGAAAGAAACAAGAAUUUCCACUGGUUGUAAAAGGGGAGGGGGGACACAUCAUGCUUUUGGAUGAAACUGUGACAUAUUUUGGCUGGGAGGAGAAAUGGGAAAAAAAAGAUUUGAAUGUCCUUGGAGAGUUUUAUUGGGGGCUGAUAUUUUAAAAGUCAGUGGGGGGAAGAGCGUAAAAGUUAACCGCCCUGUUACAAUCACAUGAUAAAUAAAGAACUCCCCGCCCUCCCCCCGAGGUGCCAUAAACUGACAAUCCAUAAGCUCAUAAGGCUCCCUUUUGAUUUUAAGAGUGAGGAGUGGCCUUUGGGGGGUGGGGGCAGAGCAUCCUCUUCUGCAGGGAAGUCACAUUGGUGGUCCUAAAUAAUUUUGCAUUUCAAAGAGCAAGCUUGCUUCUUAAGAGGGACCAAUACCUUUUUUUUGGAAUUUGUAAAAAGAAUGUUAUUUUAUUAAAAUUUUUGUGCCAGUAUUUUUCUCUAAAAUAGUCUUAAGCUCUAAGAUGGUCUCGGUAUUGCAAUAUUGUGUUGUCGUUGGUGUUUUUAUUUUUGUUAUGCCAGCUGCGGAUUCUAUCAGCAUUUUUUUGGUGGUGGUGGGGAAAUACAGAGGCUGUGUAGACCCCUCCAGAAACAGAAGCAUUUAACUGUUCAGUAGAAAAUCCAGAUACACCCUAGGAGUGGUGGGUGGGGAGAGAUUUGUGGGUGAAUGACUCUUUUGCCUUCACACUGGGUCUCCCACACCUUACUCUGUUUCUGCUCUCCAAUUCCAAUUGGUGAAUCAGUUUUGUGUCUUUGGGAGGGGGGAGGGGCUCUUUCGAUCAAUAGUUUUAUCUGGACUUUCCUCCACUUUCCCUAUGCCUUUUCAAGAUAUAUUAAAGAAAGGUUUUUCUUCCAGCGUUGAACUUUAGGAUUGUUUCCAAUCCUCUAAUUGGUGGGAGGACCCAGCCCUCCAUGUCUAAUUGGUCGCUGGUUCUUCAGCUUACAGGCCCCAGUUCCUCAAUAUCUCAGGUUGUGCUUAGAAUGGGGUACUUUGUAAACAGAAUAGCUCUUCCCGCGAAGGUCCCCUAACCGUUCUCAGGUCACCAGCGUACAUGUAGGAGUAUCGUGGAGGAAUCUGCCUGCUGGAUCCACUCCUGGUGUGUAGAACCUUUCCACAAAGUCAGCUCAUUAAGCAUCAAGUCAGGGCCAGCAGCCGUGAGCCUAAUUCAUAGACACGCACACCUAUUUGCAGUUUCCAAGUAAUCUCCAUGCCAAACUAUGGCUUAGGUAGGGGGGAAUGUGGGCUCCUGGAAGUGGGAUAGAUACCAUUUUGUUUCUCCUCCAGUCCUGAUGCUCUGCUGUGUUUGCAAAGCCUUGAGCUCCAAACUCAGGCAGUCCCAAAGAAGCAAAUGGGAACAUUUCCUUCCUAAAAGUGGCUUUUUAAGUUCCUUUUUUAUUACAGAAGAAGGCAGUUGAGGUGGUGAAGCGAAAUCUACUGAUUUAUUUGCCUUCCUUGCUCCUUUUUAAUGUUCAUGAUUUAGCUGAUGGAAUGCUGAUGCCAUUGAGCCAUUGUGGGUGUCAGCACCCUCCACACCGCCCCUCCCCAGCUGUGAUUUACAGUGACGACACCUUGGUUUACAGGCCUGGAUGUAUCCUUGGCAAAGGAGCCACACCAACCCCACCUCCCUGAGUAUAACUGCAUGUUUGUAACUACGUGUUUGUUAAAUUCGCACUUAAUAAUUUUUACACCAGCCCUUAAUGGAUCCUAGAUCCACAUCACUGCGGAAAUGUAUUGUGUGAAUUGGCCAGAGUUCCCUUUAGAACAAAACUGGAUAACUUAAAUCUGUGACCUUAAAGCGGCAAAUAGUUGAAUGUGUUUUAAUUUUUGCUUCACGCUGAAUCAUUUCAAUCAUGCAGAAUUAAAAGAGGGGGAACUCCUGGGUCAAUGACGGGCCACCGGAAUUUGAAGCAGAUCAGGACUUGAGAUAAUAACAUCUCAGGUUGGCAGGGCUAUAAGAAAAAAAGAGCAAACACUGUUGUUGCUGAGGUCCCUUUCUCACGAACGUCAGAGGAGGUGGUAAAUCUAUUGGAAGGCAGUCCAGAACAGUUCCCUGCACACACAAAAAGGCAGAGAGAAGGAAGGAGUAUAACUGUAAUUAAUUGAAAAACCAAAUUCAAGGUUGUGUCCAACUAGGUUCUACUCAGAGCACAGACCCAUUGGAAGUAAUGAACCUAAGUUAGUCAUUUUUGUUUUAUGUAUUAAAAUGUAAUUUAUGAAUCGCUUCCCAUGAGAUAUCCUGAAUUGAUAAAGAGUAGAAAGCACAUCAACAACAAAAACAUACCUAACUGCUCUGAGUAAAACAUUGGAAAGAACCACCGAACUAGAGAUGGGAAACAUUUGGUUCUCCAGGCAGAGCUGAACUCCUAUCAUCCCCCAAAAACGUGGCCCAAUGGCCAGGAGUGAUGGGAAGUGUAGUUCAGCAGGCAAAGGUUCCCCCACAGUUGCCCCAAACAUUACACCCCUCUCCUUAGCAUGCCAGUCUUUCACGUGGACUGGCUGGGUUGGAGGAGCACUUGAUACUUCAUUCCUCUGACCACCUGGCUGGGAACAAGGAAUGUAUUUAGCCAUGGCUGAUUGGAGAUCUUGGUUUUGAUUGGUGGGAGAUAAACCUCGGCAUUUCUCAGGACAACAUAGGACAUAGUUUCUGAGUCAAGGAUAUUGAUGGUGGGUGUUCCUGGAAUGGGUGUAAUGAUGACUGAAUCUCCAGUUCAGCUAGAUUUGAUUCCAGUAGAGA